Messenger RNA from Daktulosphaira vitifoliae (grape phylloxera), 4836 nucleotides. It is a transcript of the gene larp, whose product is annotated as la-related protein 1B. Gene Ontology annotation, cellular component: cytoplasmic stress granule; cytosol. The record is from RefSeq and is a predicted model, not a curated record. The transcript is spliced from 20 exons. Lineage: Eukaryota; Metazoa; Arthropoda; Insecta; Hemiptera; Phylloxeridae. Bases 396 to 3953 code for a protein of 1185 amino acids. Gene Ontology annotation, biological process: positive regulation of translation; mRNA stabilization. Gene Ontology annotation, molecular function: RNA cap binding.
CGGGUUGCCGUACACUCAACACGCAGUUCGUGUUGUUUUUGAGUUCCCAAAGUCACAUGGUUUUUUUUUUGAAGAAAAUAAUUUAAUAUAUUGUAUAUUUUUUAUAAACACUUUUCAGCUUAAUUAAACAUAAAUUAACUUAACUAAAAUAUCGUUUUUGUUUGUUUAUAUAGAUGGUAUGGUUUUUUUUUAAUAUUGGUACUCUAUAUUAUCAUUUGUGUAUCAUCGAAUAACUUCGAUAAACUACUUCUAUUAAAAAUACAAUAAUUUUUGUUAAUUGCCAAAGGAUCUUCUUAGUUUGCAAUCACGAAUCAUUUUUUAUCAUUGUGUAACGUAGAUAUGUCGAAGGUCAUUUCUUGAAAUUUGCUGAUCAAAUUGAUUUGUAAAUUUCUACUAUGAGUAAAUCGGCCACAUCAACAGUUGAUAUGUCUUCUAAAAACCCGUGUAACAAAGAAAACAUACGUUCUAAAAAACCAACUUCAGAAGAUAUCUGUUCAAACAAAUCAUCUCAUCCUCAAUCCCCUAUAAUAAAUGAUGAUAAACCAUUAGAACUUGAUAAACGUGAAGAGAGCUGUGAAAAUGAAUAUAUUGCUGAUAAAAAGAAAUUUGUUGAAGCACCAUUACCAAAAACUAAUCCAUGGACUGCAAAUAUAAAUGCUGCUAGUAUAAUUCAUUCCAAAAAUAUCAAAGAAAAAGAUCCAAUUGUUGGUGAAAAAAGAGUUUUACUUCCGCAGCAACAAGUUCUAUGUGACUCCUCUAGUAGCAAAACAUUGAAUAAUAAUAAUAAAUUUUCAAAGUCAAAAAAAAAUAAAGAAUUAAAUAGUGUUGAAGCAUGGCCAUCCUUGGGUAAUGGGCAGAAUUAUGAUAGGAAAAAUAUUGCUCAGAAUGAUAUGCCUUUAAAUAAUGCCCAAACAAAUUUACCAAAAGUAACUAACUCUAUAUGUGCAAAAGAUUCACAAACAUCAACUAGAGAAAAUACACCUGGUAUAAAAUCAUGUUCAAAAUCAAGUAGUUACAAGAAAAGUGAAAACAAUAACUAUUCUCAAACUAAUAAUGAUUUAGAAAAUGGAACGAAUUCUGGUCAUUCAUCAUCCAAUGAGUCUAACAAUGUAGAUAAAAAGAAAAAAGUCAAACAUUCUAAAUGGACUCCAUUAGAUAUUGAAAUUUCUAAAGAAAAUAGUUAUAGAAGCCGACUAUCAAAAUAUCGAAGAGAUAGAACUGGUGGAUAUGAAAAAAGUAAUAGUCAAAAUAAAAUUAAAAAUAGUCGUAAAACACCUGAAAUGUCAGAUAGUGCAAUAUCUGAUUCAGAUAAGCGAGAUGGAGGUCCCAUGCGUUAUCUUAGACAUCAACGGUCUCGAAAUAGACAUCAAGAUGAUGAAUCUAAAGUAUCUUUCCCAAAAGUGUUAUCUGAUAGAAAAAUUGCCAGCUACAACUAUAAAGGAAGUGAUAUGUUGUAUUCAGCUCCAUCUCGAAUGAAUUAUAAUCAACCUUACUGCGAGCUAGUCCCAUUUGUGACUUAUCCAGUGAUGAAUGAACAAACUGUGAUUAAUCUCCUUAAGCAACAAAUAUCUUAUUACUUUUCCACUGACAAUUUGUGUAAAGAUACAUUCUUUAGGUUUCACAUGGAUGAUGAUGGUUUUGUUCCUGUAACUUUUAUUGCUUCUUUUAAAAGAGUUAGGGAACUAAGUCAAGAUAUAAGUCUUGUAAUGAAGGCUAUGAUUGAUAUGGAUGAACUAGAAAUAAAUGGACAUAUGGUGAGAUGUCGGAAUGAUCCAACAAAAUGGCCUUUAAAGGAAAUUCCUCAACAAUUUUUAUUUAAAAAUAACUUACAACAUCCAUUAUUCACUCAUCCAAUGGGACCUCCUUCUAUUGUUCCACUUAUAUCACCAGAUUUAUUAGUUAAGAAUUUGCCAGCUCCACCCCCUCCACCUAGCAUUCAUGUUGUCACAGAUCCUCUUGCUAUGAAUUUAAACCCAGAUGUUCCAGAAUUUAUUCCAAGAAGUGGUCCUAAUGAAUCUAAGACUGAUGAAAACUGUGAUACAAAUGACUGUGAACUUGUUAAUGAAAAAGAUGCACUUAUUGAUAGUACUUUAAAUCUUAAAUCUGUUGAUAAAGAUGUUGAAACAUCUGAUGCAACUAAAAAUGUUACAAAAAACACAGAUGUUAAUUUAAAGAAUACUGUUGAAACUACUUUCUGUAAAGAAAAAUGUACUGAUAGUAAAAACUUGAAUGCAAAAAGUGGCAAUUCUAAUCAAUCAUGGAAAGAAGUUAAAAGACGUUCUAGAACUAAAUCUAAUUCAACAAUGACUUCAGAUAUCAUAUCAACUACCUCAAAGGUUAAUAACUCUGAUACUGAUAAAUAUACAUCCAGUUCUUGGGAUCUUGGAUUCCAGUUUGAUGAAGAUCUUGCUGUAGUUCCAUCUGGAAAGAUUAAUAAGUUUAAUGAAAAUCCUAUUGGUUCUGAUAGUGAUGAAUCAGAUUAUGGAGAUAUUGAUGAUUUUGAUGAUAAAGACCUUGACAAUUUAAUGAUAAUAACACAAAAAAUGAUAAGUCGCUCUCAAAAAUGUGAAGAACGUUCUCAUGACAAAACAACUCGUGUUAAAAUGACUCAAGAUCUGGAACAUGCUAUUGAUUUGGGAUUAAGAUUAUAUGAAGAAGACUUAUGGCAUUCUAAUUCUACUAGUCAACCUUCUUAUAAAACUGUAAAUGUAGUUACUCAAGAGGAAUUUGAAAAACUUAUACCAAAAGCCCCCAAAAAAGUGAAUCAAGUUCCUCCACCACCACCUCCUUCUCUUAGUGUUGAUAACUUAACAGAAGUUAUGGAAAACACUGAUUCAAAGGAAAACAAAAUCAAUAGCCAAAAUAAAUCUGAUGCAGGAACUCAAACAGCUAAAGUGAAAUUUGUCAUUAGUAAUCAAAAUCGCCGACACUUUUAUGGAGAUAUUGAUGAAUCAUCAGGACAUCGUAAACGAAGUCGUUUCAUUAUGGACAGAGAACAUCAUGUUGGAUGGGUAUUAGAUUCUAGAGCACAUUCAAGACAUCGUACUACAUCAUUUAGUAAUAGUAAUUUAGGAGCAAGUCCAAUUGAGGGACAUUUAUCUAGUACACCACAAUCUCUUCCAACAUUUCACCACCCUUCUCAUGCAUUACUUAUGGAAAAUAAUUUUACUCAACAAGCUUACCACAAAUAUCAUUCGAGAUGUCUAAAAGAGAGAUCAAGACUUGGACCUGGAUUAUCUCAAGAAAUGAACACUUUAUAUAGAUUCUGGUCAUUUUUCUUACGUGAUAACUUUAAUAAAAAUAUGUACAAAGAAUUUCAGUCAAUGGCUGUGGAAGAUGCUAGUAGUGGGUUUAGGUAUGGUCUAGAAUGUUUGUUCAGAUAUUACAGUUAUGGCUUGGAAAAAAAAUUCCGCCCAGAAUUAUAUAAAGACUUUCAAAGUGAAACUAUAAAAGAUUAUGAAAAUGGUCACCUUUAUGGUUUAGAAAAGUUUUGGGCCUUCCUUGAAUAUUACAAAUACAGCAAAACUUUACAGGUAGACUCAAAACUAAAACAGUAUCUAGGCAAAUUUAAAACUUUGGAUGAUUUCCGCAAAGCAGAAGAGCAAUUGCCCAAGGGUGAAGGUUAUUUAAAUGCAUCUAUGAGAAAAAUGGCCCGUAUGAAACGACAGCGUAGUUACUCUGAAAAUUCAACUUUAGAUAGGUUGAAAAUGGUUUCAGAAUUAAACCCAAAAAUCUCAAAUAUCACUCCUGCUGUUAAUAAUGACUAUAACUGGCGAAAAAAUACAGCAACACCAAGAAGAAGAUAUUUAUCAGUUGGUGAUAAAUCAGGAGAUAUAAAAGGAACUAAAAGUCAAUCUAAAGUAACUUUCGAACUUAAUAUUAAAGGCUCAUCAACCAUUCAAGAAAGCUCAGAAUCCCCUAAAAAAUGUAAUGCGACUAUUGAAACUUUUUAAACUUAAGUUUUAUUAUUAGAUAUUUUUAAAAAAUAUUAAUAAUAAAACAUGAAAUUUAUUAUGAUACAAAACAUAUUUUUAAAACUUAAAUUGUAGAUGUUAUUUAUUAUGACAAAGGACAUAGGUCUAUUUUAUUUAAAAAGUUUAUUUUGUCUUGAUGAAUAAUUUUAUUAACAUACUGAUGACCACUUGGUUUUGUUAUAUAUAUUUUUUUAUAUAGUGUUCAAAUUUAUCAUAAAACUUAAUUUGAUCAUUUGUUAGCAUUGAUUACGUAAAUUAUGUUACAUAUUAUGCAAUUUUAAUUUUCUUUCAUUUUCUGUUUGAAAUUCAGGAAAAACGAUAAAGACUGAAUAUAAUUAAUUCUGCUAUUUUGUCUUUACAUUUAUUUUCAACAAAUUCUGUUUCAUUGAUGUAUACCAAUUCUUAUAAAGUUUUAUUACAAAACCCUAGUCACGUGGUAUUAUUUUAACCUAUUUACUUCAGUUAUAAGUGUAAGUUAAAUAUUUCAUAGUUUUGGAAAAAUUCAAUAUGAUAACCAUUUACUUAAAAAUAUGUUUUUUUGUUUUUAUUUAACAAAAUAAUUCGUUUAUAUUAAUAACAAAACUGUACAUAAAAGUGUUGAUUGAUUCUUUUGUUAAUAUUUUUGAUUUCAUUUCUAAUAAUCGUAUAAUUAAAAUUUUUUUUUUUUUUUUUUGCUAUGUAGUUUUGUUUUUGGGAUUGGGAUUAGAUAUCUUGUAUUUAUUUUAUUGUUCCAAAAUUUUGAUUUUAGAAUUAAUCUUUUAGUUUGUAAUUAUAUAAUGCCAUAUAUUAUUUUUAAUGAUUUUUUUGUUAAUAAAUUGUCACUUAAGUCUUGACACACUGCUCACACAGGGUUUUCCCUUUA